UUUAAUGUUUUAUAAAAGCUACAGAUAAAGGCGUGAUGUUGAGAAGAGAAAUAUGUCUGCUGCUUCUUUUAUUUCCUGUGAUUUCUGGAUUUAAUGUCGGAAUCAAGGGAGCCAAGAUUUUGACCGGAAAUCGAGGGUCUAUGCUGGGCUACUCGCUCGAUUUUGCCACCAGAGGCAACGAUGUAUGGUUAUUGGUCGGUUCACCGAAGGCAAAUGAUUCAAAGGCCAUGCCAACAGGAAGCAUGUACUUCUGUAAACCAGCAGGUCUGAGAAGUCUGGGAGACUGCAGCCAGAUCGAUGUUACACGCUUUGCUCCUGUCAGUCCAGGAGCGGGGUUCACGGAACAUCGCACGGAGAUGUGGUUGGGUUCAUCUGUAGAUGUUGGGAUGGAUGCAAAUGCAGUAACGUUUUGUGGCCCACGUUGGAUGAGAGAUUCCUCAGAUAGUAAUGUUCGUGCAAUGAAUGGACUGUGCUAUGAAGUGCCAUUUGGAUUUUUAGAGGGCGAUAGUUCAGGACUUGUAAAUCCCAAUGUAUUAUAUGGAUUGUACAAUUCCGCUCCCUCGGACCAAUUUACAACAGCAGAUCAAACAAAGUUUAAUCAGACUUUAAAAUAUGGUGUAUCAGCAUCAGGCCUCUCCAUUAAGUACCAUAAAGAAGAAGUGCUAGUUGGAUCUCCAGGUUUAAAUGAAUUUGCAGGUGGCGUUGUCAAUGUUAAGGGAGCAACCACCACUGUAAAGGCUGAAGAAACGACAGAAGCCAGACAGGGACAGAUGUACGGUUAUGCGAUUGGUGUUGGCAGGUUCUAUGAUGUAGUCACGUAUUACUUUGCCUUUGGUGGACCAAGGGAUGGUGGCUCAGGCAAGGUAGUGAUAAAGGGCACAGAUUAUACAGUGAAGGAAACAUUGGUCGGAAAAGAGCCUGGGAGUUAUUUUGGGUCAGUGUUGUGUGUUGUACCUGGACAGAACAAUGCUCCAGAUCAUCUACUGGUAGGAGCCCCAAUGUACAGUAACAUGAAGACGUACACCAACUACUAUAAUAGCAACCAGGAACAAGGGCGAGUGUAUGUCUACGGAAAAAGUCAAACUACUGACAAAUUAGAAGUGAAACAGACACUAGAAGGGUCCAAAGCCAGAGGUGCCAGAUUUGGUUUCGCCAUGGCCAACCUUAACGAUUUCAACAAGGAUGGCUAUAAUGAUGUAGUUAUUGGCGCCCCCUUUGAGAGUGAGGGACAAGGAGCAGUGUACGUGUAUAUGGGGUACAAGAGGGGAUUUUACUUGACACAGACAAUUACUGCCGCAAGUGUGGCCCCCUCUGGUACAACACUUUCCACCUUUGGCAGCUCAUUUACUCAGCACCCAGCAGAUUUUAACGGCGAUGACCAUGCAGAUUUAGCUGUUGGUGCUUACAAUUCAGACAUGACCUUUAUCCUGUAUACCAAUCGUCCAAUCACAAUGAUAGUGGACACUAAGACGAACCUCACACUACCUGUUGGAGGGGGAAAGGCUACAAUUAUACCUCAAAACACUGAGGGAUUCACACUUAAUGUGUGCUUUGAUUACGAAGGAAAUAAUAUCCCCUCUGAUGUGUUGGUGACUUUUACGGUAACGGCAGACACAGCCUUUAGGACCAGCAGUGGUUCCAAUGUGGACCGAGUCUGCUUCAAACAGUCAGAAACAACUUGUGUAGAAAAAAUGACAGGGAGUUUCACGAUAUUCAAGGCUCCUGCAGAGCUGACCUGUCCAAAGUCUCCGUUACAAGUCCUCAUUAAAGAUGACUGGAACAAGAUGAGAGGUUUGUUUGUUCCCGUGGUUUUUGAUGUGGAGUUCACCGUCUCCACAAGUGGAAGCACUGAGUGCACUGUAGGAUGCCCUGUCGUUAAUAAGUUUGAUCCGAAUAAUGACGACCCAUUCGCCAAGACUCGCAAAUAUUCAUAUGAACUGGCAAGAGAUGGUUGUGGGAGUGACAACAUCUGUCAAUCGGAUGUAAAACUUAUGGUCCAAGCAUCAGACAGCAUCGUAACGGGACCCCAGGCCGAAUACAUGAUUGACAUCACUGUUAGUAACAAUGGAGAGCCCUCGUACAACACUGAAGUCUUCUUUAAUUUCCAUGCUAACAUGACCCUCUCAGAAACAAUCACUAAAAACCUCCCCAUAAGCUGCUCCCCAGACAUUGGAACGGUGCAGUGUUCCCUCAAUAAGCAGAAGAUGGCAAGAGGUGAAAUUUUCAGUUUUGGUAUCAAACUGGACAGUAGUAAAGUCCUGCCGUUAAUUAACUCAUUUUAUUUGAGUGUUGAGGUGAAGUCGGACAGUAACGACCUCAGUACACAGGACAAUGUUUACAGAAAAUCAGUGGAUUUAAUUACAAAAGUGGACGCCAGCUAUAAUCUGGCCGCUAACCCUGAGGUUUAUAUAACUAAAGUAGCCCCAGAAAAACCCACUAUAGAAGUAUACCACAGUGUACAGAUUGUAAAUACUGGACCUAGCAAUCUACUGGACACAUUGACCUUUAACGUUAAAUACCCACAGUCCAGCCAAGUUAAACCAACUAAAAUCGUUCUAAAUGUUUCCUCUGCGACUGACGACACACUGAUAAGAUGCGAAAAUCUUCGGUUACAACCAGAGGGAUUGACGAAUCUGACCUACAGAGCAUUCACCAUUCCCAUUGAUGAAGCGGGAAAUUCAAAAUCAGGCACCAACUUCGAUUGUAGUGGAGCAGGGACAUGCUCUAGGCUAGAAUGUGACAUUGGGACCUUUAUGUAUGAUAGCUUCAUAUCAGUGGAUUUUUCUUUUGAGGUCGUCCAAAACUUGUACAAUAUAAUAAAUGAUCAAACAGGGAAUGUUAUACCAGAUGUUCCCAUUGUUACUACAUUUCUACCACAGACGAAUAACCCCGCAGUCAAUUUACAGGGGCAAGGAGGUGGCUUGGUGAGAGUGGUGACUAAAAUUCUGCCCAGUAAACCUGUUGAGGAGGACGUACCUAUCUGGGCGAUUGUAGUACCUAUUAUUAUUGCUGUCAUCAUUUUGGGUGUUAUCAUCUUUGUUCUGUGGAAGAAAGGAUUCUUUAAGAGAAAAUACAAAGUUCAAAUGGAAGAGCGGAAAGCAGGCAAAGGAAAACCGGAGGAAGAAGAUGAUUUUGACAAUCUACAUCAAGCAACUUUUGUUACAGUGAAUGAUGAAGCAAAUGAUGAAAAGCCAAUAAUGUCAACUUUUGUAUCUCCACCAGAGGAGGAAGAGAAAGAAAAAGAGAAGGAGAAGGAGGAAGAGGAGGAGCCUAGUUUUGAAAUAAAUAAAGGUGAAGAACCAGAUUGGGGUGGGUUAGAUAAGCUAAUGGAAGAUUUGGAUCUUAAGGCAGGUCGUGAUUUAGGGUCUGGUCCAGUGGUAGAAGCCCCCACUAGUAAACCAUCAGAUAUCCCAGUGAGUCCUGUGGUUAAACCUACUGGCAUGGACUAUGAUGAUAUAGAGGAUGAUGAUGAUGAAAAAGUGACUGAAGGCACUAGUUUAAUUUCUAAGGAAGAGCCUUCAAGUCAGAGAGAUGAAGAAGCCAAGACUGAGGAAGACAUUCCUGACUAUGCUAAAAUAGAUAAAUCUAGAAAAACUUCUCAAAAAGAACCACUUUUAGGAGAUUCAGCUAAAUCUGAGGAUAGUGAAAUCCCUGAUUAUGCUGUAGUUAAUAAAACCAAGAAAAAAGAAGACUCCUGAAAAAAAAUUGACACAUUGUAAAUUACAUACAAAUUUUUUUUAUAUAUGUUUACAAAUGGUUGUCGUCUACAAAGUAAGGUGUGCUGAUCAAUGUUGUGGAAAUGCUUUAACAUAUCAAGUGCCAUGUAAAAAUUGACAGCUUUAUGUAUGUGACAGAUAGAUAUUUAGGACUGACAGUUUGACUCUUGGGUUCACUGUAGGCAUCAUUAAGAUGGUAAUGCUGAAGAUGCUGACAAUAAUUUUUGAGUUUUUUUUUUUUUACAGAAUGACAGUUCCUAGGAAAGGUUUUCGUUAUUCUACAAUCGUUUACAUUGCAUGCAUAACCCUGAAAAGUAUCAGACUGCUGUUAUAGUCUUCUAGUAAUUUUGAGUUAAUUCAUUUUUGUUUUGUUUAACUUUUUCUUAUGUUAAAGAUAAUUUUAGUAACAGUGUUCAUUGAUAUCACAGACAUGGCGGCAGAUCCAGAAUCAAAGGAAGUAUCAGAACCAGAAUCCAGGUCAGGAUGACCUUAAUUUAUACAUCAGCAUACUCAGUCUCUUUUCUCUGGGCUUUAUUGGUUGUGAAUGAUCAAUUACUGCACGAUUUUACUAUAUAUAUGAUGUUGCUUAAUUGUUAUUUAGUCAACACCUAUGUCUUUGUCCUACAUGAUUGCUAUUCUUGAAUCAUAGGAGAAAAAAAAUUGAUUAAAGUCAACCUUGUAGUAAAUGUUCUUUCACAAUGCUCUUGGAAAAGUCUUCUCAAUUUUUGCGCAGGCAGUUUCUUUUUGCAAACUUCAUUUGGUUCUUUUUAGCACUUUCCUUUCAGUGUCAUGUGAAAUAAUUCCAAGACUUUAAAAUUUUUGUGGUUUAAAAAUAUACCUAUCAAAAACAGCAGUCCAUGCAGGUGAUGUUUGGAAUGAAAUGUGAUGACGCAAUGUAUGUUAGUUAUUCUGUAAGCUUUACUAAUCGUUCGACUACUGCAGCAUACAUUCACGGACAUUACUGGUCCACAUCUUCGUGUAUAAUGUAUCUUAGUAUAAGUUGAAGUAAUGUCAAAUGCAUGACAGUGUAUAUUAUUUGUUUGAAAUGGUUUUGCUACUAACCCGUCUUCAGAGGGGUUUAAAUAAGAGGCAUUUCUUAUUCUAUCAAUGGCUUUCGAAUUACAGAUCUGUGGUAUUAGUACGUGUAACAUAUUUUAGCUGUGACUAUUUCAUGUCUUUUGUUUUGUUUUAAGAUAUAGUUUUCUUGAGAGAUUAUUAUAGAGUUGCAGUCUCUUACAAAAAUAUAAAUAAUUAACACAGUACUAAAACAAGAGCAUUUAGAGGAUGAGAAAGAGUAAUUUAUAGCUAUAAAAUUGAGUAUAUUAUUAUUCUUAUAAAAUUAAAUUUAUAAAUUACGACUUAUAUGUUUUGAACUAUAGUAAUAUAAUCGUCCGUAUAGCUGUAACAAAAAUAUUUAAUAUGUAAGGAAAGUUGACUAUCUCUCUUUAGAAUUGUUCCAUUCUACCUUACAGAAAUGUAUCUUAAGGACUUUAAGACUUAGCUGGAAAAAGGGCAAAUUAUUUCAAUUACGUCGGUCAGGUUGAGUCUUUUGCAAUUAUAUCCUUCAUAGGCUUGCUCAAAAUAAUGAUUAUUCAAAAUGUUAUUAAAUAUUUGUUACGUAAAUCGUCAAACAGGCCUAGUAAGGGUUGUGCGGGACAGUGUACUUUGUAUUUACAGAUAUCAAUACUGCUUUAUUUAUCGCUGUAUUUAACAUUUCUUUUGCCAUAAUAAUUGUAUUCUUCAUUCCAGCCUUUCUUUUGUAUCUGUAAUUGUGAAUGACUAUAGCUUUGUUUGAAACACAUUUGUUUGUAUAUGGAUAUGAAACAUUGCUAUGUCUUGUAAUGGGAUAUAUUUGUGUAAAUGUGUAAAGAAAUACAGUAUGAAGUAUUGAGUAAUUAGAUAUUUAUGUAGUAAUAUACACUUUUAAAUUCUUAAGUAAUUUCUAAGGAAUGUAUAAGGUUGUGUAUGAUUUGAGUGUAAUGUAGAUAAAUGAAAUCCGAAGGAUGUAUGUAUAUCACUGCCGUAUUUCUCAUGCUUUAUAUUCAUUUCAGAAACAUAAACAGUUGUAAACUAUU
This is a messenger RNA of Saccostrea echinata, 5791 nucleotides long. RefSeq names its product integrin alpha-4-like. Lineage: Eukaryota; Metazoa; Mollusca; Bivalvia; Ostreida; Ostreidae. The record is from RefSeq and is a predicted model, not a curated record. The transcript has 22 exons. Gene Ontology annotation, biological process: integrin-mediated signaling pathway; cell-cell adhesion; cell adhesion mediated by integrin. The coding region runs from base 36 to 3698 and encodes 1220 amino acids. Gene Ontology annotation, cellular component: integrin complex; external side of plasma membrane. Gene Ontology annotation, molecular function: integrin binding.